Molecule: messenger RNA, 3172 nt
Organism: Solanum dulcamara
Lineage: Eukaryota; Viridiplantae; Streptophyta; Magnoliopsida; Solanales; Solanaceae
Product: pentatricopeptide repeat-containing protein At5g62370-like
Exons: 1
Coding region: 94-2220 (708 amino acids)
Molecular function (GO): protein binding
Source: RefSeq, a predicted model, not a curated record
UUGAAGACGCUGUCACUCCCUCUACCGUCUCAUGGUCAAAACCAUAAUCACCGUCGCCUCUUUCCUCCUGACAACGCCAUUCUCCAUUCUAGAAUGACCAAGCAUAGACUUGGACUGCACACUCGGCUGUGCUUCCAUCUCUCAAGAACAAAGAGACCUUUAACACGGUGUUUUGUGAUUUAUUUGGGAUGUUACUUCCAUCUCUCAAGAACAAAGAGACCUUUAACAACUUGCCCUUUACCUUCGGAAGCAACAUCCCUAAUAAAUCACAAGACACCGUGUUUUUCACUUGCAGAGAAUUUAAUAGUUCGUGGGUUGUUCGAUUCAGCUCGGAAAGUGAUUCGGAGAAUCAUCAAGCAAUGCCCAUCAGUCUCUGAAGCUAUCUCUGCUGUUGAAUUUUCCAUUUCUCGUGGAGUUGAGCCUGACGCAGCUAACUAUGGUUUUCUAAUUCGGCAACUCGUGACAUCUGGAGAAACCCACAAGACCGAGGUUGUUUAUGUAGAUUGCAUUUUGAACAGAGGUAUUGAACCGAACCAUUUUCUAUUAAAUUCCAUGGUGAUUUGUUAUUGUAAGUUGGGUAAACUGGAGGAAGCUAAGUUGCUUGUCGAUAAACUUGUGGAUAUGAAUUCGAUGCCUUGCAGUAGCACGUGUAAUGAGCUUAUUAAGGGAUUUUGUGGCCAAGGUAGAAUCUUGGAUGGAUGUGAUGUUUUUGUGAAAGCUAUUAAUGCUGAUGUAUUACGCGCUUUCAGUUGUUACAAUAAGUUAGUUGAUGGUUUGUGCUUCCGUGGGUACUUGGAUGAAGCUCUCUGUGUGUUUGAUGAAAUGUGUGAUAGAGGGGUACCGCCCACAGUUCAUUUGUUUAAAACAUUGGUUCUUUCGUUUUGUAAGAGAGGUAGAGUUGAGGAAGCGCAAUUGUUGAGCAUGGAUAUGGAGUCUUAUGGUUUUGUUUUGGAUAAAGUCAUGUACACAGCUCUCAUCAAUGUCUAUUCCAAGACCCAGAAAAUGAAAACGGCUAUGUUGGUAUUUCACAGAAUGCUCAAGUUGGGUUGUGAACCUGAUAAGUAUACUUACAACACACUGAUAAAUGGGUUUACAAACACGAAAUGUCACUCUUAUACUGCUUUAAUCUCUGCACUUUAUAAAGAGAAUCAGUCAGCAAAAGUAGAUGACUUAUACAGGAAGAUGUUGUACACUGGAUUGGUUCCUGACCAUGUUCUGUUUUUUACCUUGAUCAACAAUCAUCCAAAAGGGUCAGAGAUUAGUUUAGCACGCACAUUUUUGCGGGCUAUUGCCAAGAACGGUUGUGGUAUUGACCUCUCUUACAUCCCUAGACCUACCAGUCAUAAAGUUACUUCAGAUAUCAUGCUUGAUAUUGAUUGUCUCUUGGGAGAAAUUGUGGCAAGAAACUUACCUCUGGCUAGUGUUGCUUUCAAUAUAUACAUGAUUGCUUUGUGUCUAGGAGGAGAACUUGAUUCUGCUCAGCUUUGCAUGGAUAAGAUGGCAACCCUUUCUCUUCAGCCUUCACUGUCAGCUUAUAAUUCCAUGAUCAAGUGCCUUUACCAAAAGGGACUACCUGAGGAUGCCAAGUUUCUUGUUGAAGUUAUGCAAGAUCAAGGUCAAGUUCCAAAUCAAGCAACAUUCUUGAUUAUGGUAAAUGAAUACUGUAAACAGGGUGACAUACAAUCAGCACUAGAAGUUCUGGACCAAAUGGAAGAGAGUGGAUUGAAACCUAGUGUUGCUAUAUAUGACUCCGUCAUUGGGUGUUUGGGUAGAAAAAAGAGAAUAGAUGAGGCCCUUGGAGUUUUCUGGAGAAUGAUAGAAGAGGGUUUCAUGCCAAAUACUGUUCUUCAUACUUCACUUAGAAAACAAUUCUUAAGGAAGAGAGAGUUUGAAUUUGCAUUUAAGUUGGUUGAUUUGAUGGAAAGAAGUGAGAUUGAGCGAGAUCUGGUAACUUAUAUUAUUUUGGUCAGUGGCGUUUCUAGAAAUAUUAGGUCACUUGAUGGGAAAGUGCUUGUUCCACAGAGAAGGUAUGAAGAAUCUAAGGAAAUGUUGUUCCGUCUACUUCAUCAGAGUGCUAUGUUGCCUAAGGAAAUUGGUUUGAAAAUCUCAGUUAGCUCUCAAGAACAAAUAAAAUAUCUUGCACUUUGGUUGAUAAACAAAGUGAAGAGAGUUAUUUUAUCACCCAAAGUGCAAGAUAUUUUAUUUGUUCCUGAGAGCUAACUAAGAUUUUCAAACCAAUUUCCUUAGGCAACAUAGCACUCUGAUGAAGUAGACGGAACAACAUUUCCUUAGAUUCUUCAUACCUUCUCUGUGGAACAAGCACUUUCCCAUCAAGUGACCUAAUAUUUCUUAGCCUUAUAUCUUAAUAUUAGCCUUAUCUGGUAUCUUUUUAUGCUUUUAUUGAGCCGAGAGUCUCCAGAAAACAGUCGUCCUAUCUUGGUAGGAGUAAGGUCUGCGUACACUCUACCCUCACCAGACCCCACGUUGUGUGAUUUCACUGGGUUGUUGUUGUAAUAAUAGAGUGGCAAGAAAUAGGCGAAAUUCAUCGAUGGCCCCCUAAAGUUGGCACCGAUUUUCACUUAGACACCUCAACUAGACUUUGUUCAAAAAUGUCACGUGUCAUCAAAUUAUUGGUCAUUUUUUUAAUGCAAAAGUCAUUAUUCAAAAGUCAUUAUAUAUAUAUAUAUAUCACGUGUCUUUAUUUAAUUUAUCAUUUUUGACACGUCAAGCGAGUAUAUUAUACACACUUAAUAUAUUUUGGUGAUUGUCAAAAAAGUGUCAAAAUGACACAUCGGAGUCUUACUUGAGGUGUUUAAAAUGAGCAAAGUCUAGUUGAGGUAUCUAAGUGAAAGUUGAUGUCAACUUUAGGGGGAUACCGAUGGGUUUUGCCCAAGAAAUAUGUAAGUGACACAUAUGCACUCAUUGAAUUGACCUAAACAUUUAGUAUGGGAACCUUGUGCCAACUAGCGCCAACAAUGUAAUUGAGAAUUAUUAAUGUUCCCUUAUUUUAGGAUAAUAUACCAAAGGACAAAUAAUAAAGGGGGAUUUUAAUGCGAAUAUACCAUAUGUUAGUUGGAAUUUCAAUCAUUUAAUCAAAUGCAAAUGUUCUAAACAUUUUAGGAGUUAUUUGGUAGGAUGUAUUUUAAUAGUAUUGAAAUAUAGUGUAUUAAUA